ACAAAAGAAGACACAAACAUGAAGAAACUCAGUGUUGCAACCAAAUUAACACACAUCGUGUGUGCAAUAACAAUACCUGUCCACAGUCACACACACCAACCCAAUUGAUUCCGACCUUAAAUACUCAAAAAACCACCACUUUCUCUCAAAACAAAGAAGAAAUUCUCCAAGAAAAAAUGGCUUCUUCUACUCUCUUCAUCACUCUCUUAAUCAGCUUGUCUCUAACAUUUCUCCAAGUGGUUCUCGCUCAAGUCCCAGGCACCACAGCUACAUGUGCCUCCAUGCUUCUUUCCUUGGCUCCAUGUGGUCCAUUCGUGCAAGGCUUUGUCCAGCUUCCGGCUCAACCUUGCUGUGACGGCUUAAACCAGGUCUAUAGCCAAGACCCAACUUGUCUCUGUCUCCUCCUCAACAACACUUCGACUUUGUCCCCAGCUUUUCCAAUCAAUCAAACUCUUGCUCUACAAUUGCCUCCGCUUUGCAACAUGCCAGCCAGUUCAUCCUCUUGCUCAUCCUCCCCUGGUACGUAGAUUUCUUUGCACAAUUCGGUAUGUGGGAUCAGAACUGUGUGGGAUUCAAGUGAAACUUAUGAGAAACAUUUUUGGUUUAUAGGAGGAGAGGCGCCUAGUGAUUCCUCCUCUGUUGCUCCACCACCUUCUAGCUCAACCGGUUCCCAGGUCUCUCUAGGUGCAAAGAACAGCUCUGGCGUUGCGGGUAAGCUUUUCGUUAUCUGCUAAAACCAAAAUGAGAACAGUUGACAUCUCUCAAUAAGAGUGUUACUGACUUUGUUCACUUUAUCAGCGACUCCAGUGGCUCAAGUGGCACCAAGACCAACCAGCUUUAUGGGAUUAGGUUACGGUUUGAGAUCCUCUGGCUC
Messenger RNA from Eutrema salsugineum, 874 nucleotides. RefSeq names its product protein YLS3. Bases 177 to 527 code for a protein of 116 amino acids. NCBI's taxonomy places the organism in Eukaryota, Viridiplantae, Streptophyta, Magnoliopsida, Brassicales, Brassicaceae. The transcript has a single exon. The record is from RefSeq and is a predicted model, not a curated record.